This is a messenger RNA of Eruca vesicaria subsp. sativa (arugula), 668 nucleotides long. NCBI's taxonomy places the organism in Eukaryota, Viridiplantae, Streptophyta, Magnoliopsida, Brassicales, Brassicaceae. The record is from the annotation of a GenBank genome assembly.
CAACAGUGUGUACUACAAGCCUACAGAUUUGUUGUCUUCUCCACAUCCAGUUAAUAAAUUGCUAGUUAAAUUUAUAAUAAUUGAGUAAGAUAAUAUUAAAAACUAAAUUAUUGUAGGAAUUAAACAGACACGCGCAGUUAUAUAAUAAUCUGUUUGAUUUUCUUUUCUUUUUCGAGCCCCUCUUUCUUUCUCUCACUCUUUCUUUCUAUAGGAACAACAAAACAAAGCUGUUAAAAAUCUCCUAGUUUCUCUCUUUGUGCUCGUGUCGAAGACAAGACGCAGACAAAUGGAUAAACGACGCAGGAGACAGAGCAAGGCCAAAGCGUCAUGUUCCGAAGAAGUGAGUAGCAUAGAAUGGGAAGCCGUGAAGAUGUCAGAGGAAGAAGAAGAUCUCAUUUCUCGGAUGUAUAAACUCGUUGGAGACAGGUGGGAAUUGAUAGCCGGAAGGAUACCGGGAAGGACGCCGGAAGAGAUAGAGAGAUAUUGGCUUAUGACAAACGGUGUCGUUUUCGCCAACAGACGAAGAGAUUUUGUUAGGAGAUGAUUUCUUUAAUGCAUUUUCCUCUCCUUUACAAGACAAGGAAAAAAUGAGUAGUAGUUGUACUUUGAAUUACAUUUUUGGAAUGUAUAAUUAUCUACAUAUAUAUAUAUAUAAAAUUUGCUUAGGA